CUUUUGGUGUCCGUCCAUCCAAUGCUCCUCCGACCUGCGACUUGUGCCGUGCUCCAUGCUGCGCGCGCAGCUUCCUUUGCUCUGCGAAGCAAUCGACACGCUACCCCAUCCGUGUUGACGAACGUACCCUCUCAUCGACUGUCUCCUAAUGCUCUGCGUCGCGACUGGAUUGCAAUGUUCCGAGAAUUCUCGACAACUACCAACAAAAGCAAAGACACUGAGCCCAAUCCGUUGUCAAAGGAUGCCGGCGUUCCGACGGCGUCUGACCCUCGAGUGAGCGAAAUAUUGGAGUUGAUCGAGCAGAGCCGCGUAGAGGUUCGUCGUACUAUUAGAAACUGAGCUGUGGUGACGCGAUUGUUGCUCAUUAAUGGCUAAAAUAUUGUGGCGAGAAUAGGGAGACAAUGAGCGGGAGCUGGAACAGUCGCUUGAACUCUACGACCUCCUCAAGCAACGCAGCCAGCAAGGUACAACUUGCUUGCAUACUUCGAAUCAGUCAGAAGUGCCUUAUCUGGUGUGGUGGCACAGAUGCUGACGUAUUCGAGGUGGCAUUCGGCAUCGCGCGGAUAUACGACGACCAGCUGGAGGACGGAGAGACUGCCAUCAAGUACUAUGAAGAGGCCCUCGAGAUUUUGGAGGCGAUCUCGACCGAAGUAACAGCUUGGGGUGCAUAUAUGCGUGUGACUACCUUUGGAGCCCUUGCAGUGUGCUACGAAAAGCUUAGCCGGCCUGAGGAAGCUGCAAAGUACUUUGAAGACGCCAUUGGCGCGUAUGAAGAGCACUGCGACCAAGCACCGACUUUGGAUGAUGGUGAAGCUGAUGAUGUAUCGGACUCGGACGUCUCUCUUCUUGCUGAUCUCAACGCCACGGCUGCCAUGAUCCACUACCACUACGCUGGUAACUUGCUAGCACAAGAUCGCUGGGAUGAGGCUAAGACCGUCACAGAGAUCGCGCUUGUACUUGCCGAGAAUUCAAGUAUGCCGGCGGGGGACUUGGAGGAACUGCAGCAGUGCAUUCACGACCUGUGGCUGGAAAUGGAUUAGACUGCGAUCAAAGUUAAAAAAA
Molecule: messenger RNA, 1062 nt
Organism: Phytophthora nicotianae INRA-310
Lineage: Eukaryota; Oomycota; Peronosporomycetes; Peronosporales; Peronosporaceae
Exons: 3
Coding region: 402-1040 (212 amino acids)
Molecular function (GO): protein binding
Source: RefSeq, a predicted model, not a curated record